Messenger RNA from Prunus armeniaca (apricot), 429 nucleotides. Lineage: Eukaryota; Viridiplantae; Streptophyta; Magnoliopsida; Rosales; Rosaceae. The record is from the annotation of a GenBank genome assembly.
AUGCAAGCUGCUGAAUGGCAGGUCAAGGUUUAUGAAGCCAAGUUCACUGAGAUGUCGGCAGCCCUAGAGUCGGCGCAGCUAACGGCAAAGGAGGCUCUGGAGGUGAAGAAGGCGGUCCAGGUGGCUUUUGAGGAGUCGGAGCGGGCUAAGGCUUCGAAGAUCAAGGCUGCAGUCCAGGAGGCAAUCCGGAGGUACCGUCACUCUUUCGAGUUCUCUACCUUGCUGGACAAGGAGGUGGGCUCGGAAAUGGUGGACCUGGUCUACCAUUUCAAGCAGUACAGCCCUGGGCAGAAGCUAAACUUGAAUUUCAUUGCUGAUCAUCCUCCCCUUCCCGAAGGAAUCACGGAAGGGAUGAUAGAAGACUACAAAGGGGAGGAUGCUCCGGAAGAGCCUGCUGCCGAUGCCGAUGCCGAGGAGGCCGCUGCUUGA